Molecule: messenger RNA, 613 nt
Organism: Papilio xuthus (Asian swallowtail)
Lineage: Eukaryota; Metazoa; Arthropoda; Insecta; Lepidoptera; Papilionidae
Source: RefSeq, a predicted model, not a curated record
GUUUAAAAUUUUGGUAGAGUUGUAGUUUAUUGAAAAUGGCAACACCGCCUUUCUUUCACUUCAACAAAUAAAAAAGUGUCGGGAAUGGCUGACGCACCGUCGACAGCGCCUAAGGCGAAAACGCCUAAAACAAAGGCUCCUAAGGAGAAGGCCGCUAAGGCUGCUCCUGCGGCACCGGCCGAGCCCGCCAAGGUGAUCCGCAAAGUGAACUCCAAACCUCGUCAUGGCAGACUUUAUGCUAAGGCUGUCUUCACAGGAUACAAACGUGGUCUGCGUAACCAACAUGAAAACACAGCUCUUUUGAAGGUGGAAGGUUCUCGCAGCAGAGAUGAUGCCAUCUUCUAUGCCGGCAAAAAGUGUGUUUUUGUAUACAGGGCUAAGAAGAGGACCCCCAUCGCUGGCGGUCCCCGCGGUAAGAAGACGAAACUGCGCGCCAUCUGGGGCAAGGUGACGAGGCCGCAUGGUAACUCUGGCGGUGUACGCGCCCGCUUCAAGUCCAACCUGCCCGCGCACGCCAUGGGACACAGGAUACGUGUGAUGUUGUAUCCUUCAAGAAUCUAAGAUCACCCAUUUAUUAUUAAGCCUUAAAAUAAAAUACACAAAAAAAAUACAA